This is a messenger RNA of Didymodactylos carnosus, 1578 nucleotides long. The record is from the annotation of a GenBank genome assembly. NCBI's taxonomy places the organism in Eukaryota, Metazoa, Rotifera, Eurotatoria, Philodinida, Philodinidae.
AUGCCACAUACUGCUGCAAAACAGCGUAUGAAUAGUGACAAUUCUGAUAAACAUGAACGUUCGGGCAGUACUGCAUCCGAGGACCGUGACACGAUGACAACAUACUGGAAACGAAAUUCCAAUCCAAAUUUGGAAAACAUGAUGUUAGAUACGAAUGCUGAGAAAUUAAAUCGAAUCGAAUUUCCAGAAAUUUUAGAAUGUAUACCAGAUUUACAUGAAAAACGUGUACUUGAAUUAGGAGCUGGCAUCGGUCGUUUUACAAAAACAUUUGCUCAACUCUCAAAAUCUGUUAUUGCUGUAGAUUUUAUGGAGUCAUUUUUGGAAAAAAAUCGAGAAGAAAAUAGUCAUUAUGGAAAUGUUGAAUUUGUACAAAUGGAUGCAACACAACUCGAAUUUGAACCAAAUAGCUUUGAUCUAGUGUUCAGUAAUUGGUUAUUAAUGUAUCUGAAUGAUGAUGAAGUAGAAAGUCUCUUACAAAAAAGUCUAAAAUGGUUAACUCAUGGUGGUGCUUUAUUUUUUCGUGAAUCAUGUUUUCACUCAUCAGGUGACAUAAAACCGGAAGAAAAUCCUACCCAUUAUCGUUCACCACGUCAUUAUAUCGAUGUGGCUCAAUCAAGAGUGUUACAAGAAGAUAAAAACCAGGAGCCAGAAGUUUAUGAAUUAGUGUUUGCUAAAGCACUUGAAUCUUAUUAUGAAAUCAAAAAUAAUAAUAACCAAGUUUGUUUCUUAUUCAUGAAAACAAAAUUACAAGAUCAUCAUGGUUAUAAAACGUUAAAUGAUUUUUUGGAUAAUAGUGAAUAUGCGGAAAAAAAUAUAAAAAAAUAUGAAUCUGUACGCGGCGAAGGUUUUGUGACAAUUGGUGGUAUUGAAUUAACAAGAGAGCUUAUACAACGAUUGAAUUUGACGUCAAAACAUCGUUUAUUAAAUUUCGGAAGUGCUACAGGAGGAAGUACGUUCGUUAUGGCAAAGGAAUAUAAUUGUGAAAUUGUCGGUGUUGAUAUCUCAGCGAAUAUGAUAGGAAUUUCUUGGGAUCGAGCAUUACAACAACAAAAGGGUUAUAAAAUACGAUUUGAAAUUGGAGAGGGUACAAAAAUGAGAUUUCCCCCAUCGAAAUUCGAUGCAAUUUAUAGUCGUGAUGUCAUAUUUCAUGUUGCUGAUAAACGUACACUAUUAAAUAAUUUUUAUAUGUGGCUGAAAGAAGGAGGCAAAUUGUUAAUAACAGAUUUUUGUUGUGGUGAUACAGCUUGGUCGCAAGAACUCAUCGAUUACGUUCGCUUAGGAGAGUAUCAGCUGACAAAAAUGCAAGAUUAUGCAAAACUACUUGAAGAAUGUGGAUUUACACAAGUAAAAGCUGAAGAUAGUUCGGAUCUUUAUCAACAAUAUUGCAAAAAAGAAAUGAAAACUGCUGAAGAAAAUCGUUCGAAACUACACAUGAAUAUAACUCGUCCCGAAUUGGAUGAAUGUGCACGUCAAUGGAAACUAAAAUUUUCAUUGACAAAUUCUGGACAGCGACGAUGGUGUAUAUUUGAAGCUACGAAAAGCUCAUCAUCAUGUGUAGAAACAAGUGAUGAUCAAUGA